AUGCUUUGGUUGUUGAUCUUGGCAGGCGUCGUCAGCGGAACCUUCAUUCGCAAAAACGACACGAUCAUGGCGCUGUGGAACCUGGAGGAAAUGGCCGAGUGCCGACUACACUACAACGCUUUGGUAGGGCCACAAUUCAUCCUUCAGACUUGCAUAUGUCCUACAGGUUUACAACAACUACGGCUGCUGGUGUGGCGUCGGCGGCAGCCACACUCCUGUGGACGGCAUCGACGAGUCAGUUGGUCCUUUUGAAGGAAGAAAAUGUUAUUUUCAGAUGCUGCAUGCACCACGACAAAUGUUAUGAUGCAGCCGUAGAUAAAAGGGUAAGUGGAAGUUUUGCGACAAAAUAGAGUUCAUUCUUCUCGAAAAUUUUAUGACUCUGAAGAAAAGAGAAAAUGUUGAAAAAUUGAAACCUGAACCAUUUUCUAAUUUCGGAAAAUGAAGUUUCAAAGUUCUAGUUCCUUUACUAUGUCCAAAGUGGGGUCCUUCAAGGAAAUUUAGAACGCUCUGCGUUAUGAAAGAUCCACUAUAGUUUUUAAUAAUAAAUUAAAAACUGUUCAGCUGAUACGUUUGAACAUUUUUUAGCAUAUCCAGUUUUUUUGUAAAAUAAACUCUAGUGCUUGACUGACUUUUAAAGUUAGUUAUUAAAUUUUUUUGUGCUCAUUCAAACCGCGAAGAUUCUCGAACUUGCUUCUUUCAAGUUUACACAUCCCUGAAAAAUGUGAAAGAUCAUGAAGUAAUUUUUUUCGACUUGAAAGGCGAUGAAGGUUCGAAGACGUUGCUUAUUGCGAAUGUGACGCAGCUUUCUAAAAAUCAGCUCUAAAAACGCUUUGAAGUUUUUUUAAUUUUUUUAAAAAAAUUUUUCUUUAAAGGUUUUUUUCAGAGAUUUCAUUCAAAAAAAUCAUGCUUCAAACUUAUGAAUCAACUGUUAUAUAUGCAAAAAAAGAGUUUGUGCAGAUAGGCACUGUGAGAAAUUUUUUUGUUAGAAAUUGUUCUGGCAAUUUUCUUUCAAAAAUACAAGCUGAAUUUGCUUUUUUUCUUGUCAGAAAUAUCCAUAAUUUUUAAUUUCUAGAUCUUUCCAGGAAUAUAAUUUUUCUGAUUUUCUAGAAUUUCUAGAAUAAAUCUUUUUUUAAAUGUUGAGUUCAAAUGUUUAUGUACCCCCGAUAAAUAUUUCAUAAUUAAGAUAUGCUACGAUGUUGAGAUCGAGUACGUCGACGACUACUCGUGGUUGUGUCAAAGAAACUCGACGACCAGCACGGAACCCAUUUGCUCAGGUCAGUUCUGCUGGGAAACGAUGGAUGACUUCCUUUUUCCAGCAAAGAAUGCGGGAUGCAAGGCGGCGCUCUGCGAGUGUGACAGGAUAGUCGUCGACUGCUGGUCCAAGUUUCCCAGGCCGCUUCUGAAGCCCCGAUGCAACCGAUCCAACUGGACUCCACUAACCAGACACUUCCAACACUAA
Molecule: messenger RNA, 1459 nt
Organism: Caenorhabditis auriculariae
Lineage: Eukaryota; Metazoa; Nematoda; Chromadorea; Rhabditida; Rhabditidae
Source: the annotation of a GenBank genome assembly